Molecule: messenger RNA, 966 nt
Organism: Epithele typhae
Lineage: Eukaryota; Fungi; Basidiomycota; Agaricomycetes; Polyporales; Epitheliaceae
Exons: 1
Coding region: 1-966 (321 amino acids)
Source: RefSeq, a predicted model, not a curated record
AUGGAUUCCCUCCCGCUUGAACUGCACGCGCAAAUCUUCGAGUUCGCCUGCACCGAUGACGGCACCACCGCCCGCGCGCUCUCCCUCGUCUCGCACUACAUCCGCGAGGUCGCCGCCCCCUUUCUCUACCAAUCCCUUUCCAUCUCCGGUCUCAAGCAGAUGAACGACCUGUGCGAGAGGCUCGCGACCACCCCUCCCCACCUCCGACGCAUCCGCCACCUCUUCCUCUCCGACUGGACCGCCGCCGACGUGCGCAAGCACACGUCCGCGCCGUCCGACAUGGAGCGCUACGACGCCGAGCGCUCCUUCGCCGCGCGCAUUCUUGCCCUCGCAGCGCCCACGCUAGAGGCGCUCACCCUCGUCGUCUCCUGCCCCUUCACCGCGCCCCCGCUCAUCGGCGAGCUCUUCGCGACCCCCUUUCCCCGCCUCGCCGACCUCGCCGUGCACGGAUUCUACCCCUUCCCGCACACACCGGGGGCGCUCCCCGCCCUGCGCAGCCUCCGACUGUCAGGGCACCGCAACCCACACGGGCUGUUCCAACUCGGCUCCCUCGCCGCCGCCGCCCCUCGCCUCACGCACCUCCGCCUGUCGGACAUCGCCGCCGCCGCGCCCUUCGCGCGCGAGCUGCACGCGGCCGCGCUCCCCCACGACCCCUCGUCCGCGGCGGCAACGGCGACUGGAGGGGGCGUAGGGCUGGCGCCCGCGUUGCCGCCGAGCCUGAAGCACGUCGCGAUCGACGUCCGCCGGCUGCAGCAGGGCGUGCACUUCCGCGGGACGCUCACGCGCGGGCUCGCGAACGCCCACGACAAGAUGCUCGCACUGCUCCGUGAAGUCGAGCUCCGGCGCGGGGACACGGCGCUCGACGCGUUCGCAGUCGCGGAGAGCGACGGGUGGGAGAUGUACGGGGAGCUCCGGCGCGAGUGGCUGGUCGGCCUGGGCAUUGCUGUGGAGCAGGAAUCGUUGUGA